UUCACAUUCCCGGAAGGGGAGCAGGUCUGCAGAGGAGGAGGAAAAAGAAAACAAAUAGGAUUUCCUCCCACCUUGGCCCCCCAAAGCAGACAAUGGAGAAGGCAGUCAGAACUCUCUAGGGCCAUGUUCAAUGGAAAUAACGAAGAAACCAUUUAAAUACAUACAUUGUGAAAAGAAAAGGGAGAAACAAUUUGAAAGUAUGGAGUUUGGGAAGAGCUUCAGUGACAGUGGAACCAUAAGAAAACAUCAACAGACUCACACUGAGGAGAAAACAUUUAAAUGUAUGGAGUGUGGAAAGUGCUUCACUGAAAGAGGAAACCUUAGAACUCAUCAACGAACUCACACGGGGGAGAAACCAUUUAAAUGCAUGGAGUGUGGAAAGUGCUUCAAUGAAAGAGGAAACCUUAGAACUCAUCAACGAACUCACACGGGGGAGAAACCAUUUAAAUGUAUGGAAUGUGGAAAGAGCUUCAGUUGGAAUGGAAACCUUAGAAUUCAUCAACGGACUCACACGGGGGAGAAACCAUGUAAAUGUAUGGAGUGUGGAAAGAGCUUCAUUCACAGUGGACACCUUAGAAUUCAUCAACGAAUUCACACGGGGGAGAAACCAUUCAAAUGUGCGGAAUGUGGAAAGAGCUUCAGUCAGAAUGGACACCUUAGAAUUCAUCAACGGACUCACACAGGGGAGAAACCAUUUAAAUGUAUGGAAUGUGGAAAGAGCUUCAGUGAAAGUGGAGUCCUUAGAACUCAUCAACUGAGUCACACAGGGGACAAAUCAUUUAAAUGUAUGGAAUGUGGAAAGAGCUUCAUUCGGAGUGGACACCUUAGAAGUCAUCAACGGAGUCACACGAAGGAGAAACCAUUUCAAUGCAUGGAGUGUGGAAAGAGCUUCAGUCACAGUGGAAACCUUAGAAUUCAUGAACGGACUCACACGGGGGAGAAACCAUUUCAAUGCAUGCAGUGUGGAAAGAGCUUCAGUCAGAGUGGAAACCUUAGAUUUCAUGAACAGACUCACACGGGGGAGAAAUCAUUUAAAUGUGUGGAAUGUGGAAAGAGCUUCAGUAAGAAUGGAUACCUUAGAAUUCAUCAACGGACUCACACAGGGGAGAAACCAUUUAAAUGCAUGGAGUGUGGAAAGAGCUUCAGUUACAGUGGAAACCAUAGAAUUCAUCAACGGACUCACAUGGGGGAGAAACCAUUUCAAUGCAUGGAGUGUGGAAAGAGGUUUAGUCAGAAUGGACACCUUAGAAUUCAUCAAUGGAGUCACACGGGGGAGAAGCCAUUCAAAUGUGCGGAAUGUGGAAAGAGCUUCAGUCAGAGUGGACACCUUAGAAUUCAUCAACGGACUCACACGGGGGAGAAACCAUUUCAAUGCAUGGAGUGUGGAAAGUGCUUCACUGAGAGUGGAUACCUUGAAAUUCAUCAACGGACUCACACGGGGGAGAAACCAUUUAAAUGCAUAGAGUGUGGAAAGUGCUUCAGUCAGAGUGGAAACCUUAGAAUUCAUCAACGGACUCACACGGGGGAGAAACCAUUUCAAUGCAUGGAGUGUGGAAAGAGCUUCAGACAGAGUGGAGACCUUAGAAUUCAUGAACGGACUCACACGGGGGAGAAAUCAUUUAAAUGUGCGGAAUGUGGAAAGAGCUUCAGUCAGAAUGGAAACCUUAGAAUUCAUCAACGGUGUCACACGGGGGACAGACUAUUUAAAUGUAUGGAAUGUGGAAAGAGCUUCAUUCACAGUGGACACCUUAGAAUUCAUCAACGGAGUCACAUGGGGGAGAAACCAUUUCAAUGCAUGGAGUGUGGAAAGUGCUUCACUGAAAGUGGAAAACUUAGAAUUCAUCAACGGACUCACACGGGGGAGAAACCAUUUCAAUGCAUGGAGUGUGGAAAGAGGUUUAGUCAGAAUGGACACCUUAGAAUUCAUCAACGGAGUCACACGGGGGAGAAACCAUUCAAAUGUGCGGAAUGUGGAAAGAGCUUCAGUCAGAGUGGACACCUUAGAAUUCAUGAACGGACUCACACAGGGGAGAAACCACUUAAAUGCAUGGAGUGUGGAAAGAGCUUCAGUCACAGUGGAAGCCUUAAAAUUCAUCGACGGACUCACACGGGGGAGAAACCAUUUCAAUGCAUGGAGUGUGGAAAGAGCUUCACUGAGGGUGGAAAACUUAGAAUUCAUCAACACACCCAUACGGGGGAGAAACCAUAUAAGUACUAGGGCAGUAGAUAGAGGUUCAGUUGUAGUGGAAGUGUUUGAAGCCAUCAAAAGAUUCGGAGUGUUAAGAGCUGUAAGAGUAGAAAAUACAAGCCAUCAAGUAAGUAAAAGAAGGGAAACUGUUUAAAUAGAAGGUGUGUGAAGAAAAUGCGUCCAAAAAAUAUUUCGGAAUGUCUUUAUAGAGGAUAAUUGGUAAAUUCUGUACCACUAGAUUCUUCUUAUAAUGCAGGCCUAGUAUCUGGUCUCUUUGAUCUCUAUUUUGAAAAACCAGCAUACAGUCAUUCACCACCUUAGAGCCUUUCUUUCCCCUUCUCCUUUUUAUCCAAAUCUGUAGGCCUUCACUAUUGUAGCAGCUAAGCUGUCUUCAUCUAAGUCCCAAAAGGUGGCAAACACUUUCACUAUAUAGUCUUUCAAGUUUUCUUGCUCUAAUUCCGGUUGGUCUCUCACUCUCAAAUUCUGUUCUCUCUCCUUCAGCUGUAAUGUCGCAAUCUCAAUCUCAGCUGCUUCCUGUUGUUUUUCUAAAUUUUUAAUUUUCCCCUCUUCCAAAGACUCCAAUCUUUGAUCAACUCCUGCCACCCGCUGUUUAGUUAGUUCAAAAUCUUCUUUUAAUACAACUACGUCUUUCCCAAUUUUCUUUAUACCUUGUGUAUUUUGCUUAAUGAAUACAGUAUUUUCCUUUACAUCUUUUCCCAGCUCUUUAAUAUCAUUUGAAAGUGUUUGCACACUUGACUUCAAACUAUCUGACAGACUGGCAAUUGCUGCCAGUAUCUGCUCUUCUCCUUUCAUAGAGCCCUUUCUUUCUUGCUGUUUUUUCCUAGUGACAAUUUGACCUACUGGUGUGCCAGCAUCCAUUACGACAUUUGGCGCAGCCUUGAGAACAAAAUCAAUAAGUCUAUAACGAGUCUGGGAACUCUCCUCUGAUUCAAGGUCAAACAAUAGAGUCUAUCUCUUCCCAGCAAUCUUUUCCCCAACUCCCAAGACAAGCCUCAACGUUUUCAGAGUUUCCUUUCUUUUCGGACAGUUAUAGCCAAGACAGAGGACUUGAGUCAAAAGAAGUAAAAGAGUCUAAAGCACUUCUCCAGUCGUUGCAUAGGUUUACCUUGUUGCAGAUAAAGUUAAUUCAAAGUCACUUUAAUAAUAUCCAGGCAAGCACCACAGCUUCAAAGUAUCCAGUUCGGAAACGAAAGUAACAAGUCUUUUGAUCUUAACAAUGGCUGCCCGCUGACUGACCCAGAAUCUUUAAUCCAGAGGGUGAGCGGCUCCUUUUAAGCAAUUAAUUUGUAAAUCCACAGGGAUAGAAAACACUCUUUUACCCCCCCUCCCCUGCACUUCAGGGGGGGAUAUCUCAGUCACAGUCUCAAGCAGAUGCUUAAAGAAAGAAAAGUAAAUUCGCGGCUUCAGCUGCUUUGCCGUUACUUUCCUUUGCCGCAGAUGGGGGGGUGGACUUCCCUUUUAACCCCUCUCCCGUGCCAAAUUUUCUUUAUAAUUUAAAUUCUUUAAAUCAGUUCUACUCAUGGUAGUCCAGCUUUAAAUCCAAAUUGUAAGGAAGAAUGAAGCGCUCAGAACUGACAGCUACACUGCUUCACGAAGACAGGUUAGCGAUUGAUCCAUAGUGCCGCGUCUCCUCUUCACUCCUCUCAGCAGUCCCUUCAGGGUCUACCGGGGAGUAAACAGGGCGCUCUAAGGCACCCGCCGGAUCCCACGUCCCCAAGACUCUCGACUGGGGUUUAUUCGGGGGUCUGUAGCGCGGGUACAGGAACCCCCAUUGUCUGAAAUCGCUGGAGUCUCUCGGAGCCGAGAAGACUCCCAGCCAUCGAGAAUGGUGCUCUAAAGGACUCUCCUUCAGCUACAAAGAAAAAAGAAUAAGGAUUAGAUCAUUUGAGGAUAAAGUGAAAUUUUUGGAUAAACACGCAGCUGACUUCGAAGGAACAGACAAGACUCCCUACCCUGCACUCGACUUUCCUACGCUACCACCACCAUUACCAAGAAGAGAUCCAUUGGAACAGCGAAGCGCAGCUGGAGGAACAGACCCAGAACCUAACCCUGACCAAGAGUAGAAGGAAUUUUUUUUUCAGAGAAACAGCAAUAUGGCCUUAAAGAUAUUAACUUGGAACAUUACGGUUAUAAUUCUAAGGCUAAAAGGAACCAGGUAUAUCAUAUAUUGGAAAAGAAAAAUUUAGAUUUAAUAUGUUUACAAGAAACUCACGUGACAAGACAACAUAGAAGAGUCCUUCAAAAUAAAAAAUUAGGCCAAGAAUUCAUCUCUUCAGACAGGGUCAAGAAGAGAGGAGUUGUGAUAUAUGCUAAAGAAAGGCACAAUCCAAGACUGCUUUUUAAGGAUGACGAGGGAAGAAUUGUUGCGAUUGAGAUAACUGUACAAGGCCAAAAAUAUAUGAUAUUGGGAAUCUACGGACCAAAUGAUGGGUUUUCCAGAAAAAUCUAAAUUGGUAACACCUGUGACUCUUGGUUGAAUACCUAUAUAUAGUUAUCCUUACAUGGUAUGUUUGUUCUACCCUCUAUAUUCCUGUUGUUCUGUGUUUGCACAUUCACUUUGAGUAGUAUGUAUAACAGUAUUUAUUUUGCGGGUUGAUAACAUACAUUUGGGUUAAGAAACUGAUUAUGUACUUCUUUAUAACAUACAGCGUAUUUGUUGCUGAUGAAGCCUAAUUAUGGCGAAUCAAGGACUGUAAUCUGGGUAACCUUGUCCUUUUUUGUUUGACGUUUUCUUCGUGGCAACUUCAACUGUAUCUUUUGGAGUGGCGAAACUACAGAGUCAUCGCCAGCCUCUACAACCUGCGUCAUGCUCCACAAUAUCUAUCACACUCCUCUGUGGCAACGUUCAUGUUGCAGACUGGCAAGACUAUAAUUAUUACAUCUAUGCUUGACUUUUGUCUGCCUUGGGACCUUGAUCUGUUUUAUGUAGAUCUCGUGAUACAUAUUGACACAUGUUGAUGUCAUAUAUUUACAGUUGAAUAGUUGUACCCAUCUAUUAUUAUGUUUGAGUUCUAUAUUAUAUCUAUUAUAUGUACAAUUGAUGAAAAUUGAGAUUACUUUAGCAGCCGGUUACGAUCUUUGUGUGUUUGGUAUAACGUCAGUCGUGACCUUGGUUGUUUUGGGUGUUAAUACCAGGAGGAGGAAGGCAGUGUUUAGAGGACUCUCGAAUUCUUUCGGAGCUUCCUUGCCUGCCUGAGAUCGAAAACACCAUGUGGCAACCCAAAGCCUGCAGUCUCAAACAACUGAACUAUGACUUAGAUAAAGGAUUGGAUGGAGUUAAAAAAAUACUGAAAUAUUAGAUUUGGAGGGAGCUGGUGUUGAUUUUGGAUGGCAUUGGUACCUAAUGGAAGAAAAACAAAGAAUGCAAAGCAAUUUUAUGAAUAAUGUUAUAAGAAAGUCCCUCUAUAAAAUAUGGAAGAAAUACUGGGGAAUAUUAGAGGCUGAGCCCAAAAUCCUAUGGUGGACAUCACCUCUGGAAAUCAAGGGGGUAAAAAGACGGAAUAUGGAAAAUAAUUGGCCAUCAUAUAAAAAUCUAUUAGAGGAAAAUGAGGGGAAAUUAAAAUUAAAAGAUUAUAAAAGAUCUUAUUUGAGCAGCUGGUUGCAGCAUUUCCAAAUCAAUCAGAGGUUUCAAAAAGAUAGGAA
Lacerta agilis (Sand lizard) is the source of this 5851-nucleotide messenger RNA. RefSeq names its product oocyte zinc finger protein XlCOF6-like. The record is from RefSeq and is a predicted model, not a curated record. The coding region runs from base 131 to 2218 and encodes 695 amino acids. Lineage: Eukaryota; Metazoa; Chordata; Lepidosauria; Squamata; Lacertidae. Gene Ontology annotation, biological process: negative regulation of transcription by RNA polymerase II. Gene Ontology annotation, molecular function: DNA-binding transcription repressor activity, RNA polymerase II-specific. The transcript has 3 exons.